Messenger RNA from Fusarium verticillioides 7600, 396 nucleotides. RefSeq lists its product as hypothetical. The record is from RefSeq and is a predicted model, not a curated record. The transcript has a single exon. Lineage: Eukaryota; Fungi; Ascomycota; Sordariomycetes; Hypocreales; Nectriaceae. Bases 1 to 396 code for a protein of 131 amino acids.
AUGAAUAACGACGAAACCGAAAGUCUCCUUGGGGAUGAACAGACCCAACUUACCCCUGCUGACGAACAUGAACCGACAUUAUACCACCAAGGCCUGCCCGGACCCUUCUUGGUAGUUGGCCAGUCGCUCCGCCUUGUCGGCGCCAUCGAUGGGCAAGGGAAUUUCCAAAGUCUAGCUCUGCAAACUUGUUACGGCCUGCCGAGCCAUCAACAGAAGGUCAGUUUACGUGACUUGACGGAUGGUUCUCAACAGAUCGUUCUUAUCGAAGGGAGUGACGAGGCCUUGAAGUUGCUUUUGCUUGCUUAUGAAGCUGCAGCAAGAUUCUGCCGUGACCAGCGGCUUCGGUCCUUCGAGUAUGAGGUGGUCGUGGACGAUGGAUGGACGGAUGAUUCUUGA